Messenger RNA from Chelonoidis abingdonii (Abingdon island giant tortoise), 6291 nucleotides. RefSeq names its product cyclin D1 (gene CCND1). NCBI's taxonomy places the organism in Eukaryota, Metazoa, Chordata, Testudines, Testudinidae. The record is from RefSeq and is a predicted model, not a curated record.
CUCUCUUUCUCAUUCUCUCUUGUGCUUUGAUCUCUGCUUAACAACAGUAACGUCACAGGGACUGUACAGGAGAGUUUUGUUGGAAGUUAGAAAGUUUUGCAGCCUCCAGAGGGCUGUAGCGGCAGUAGCAGCAAGCAGCAUCCAAGGGACUCCUGGAAGGGAAGGAGAGAGAGAGAGAGAGAGAGAGACUGACUCAGUCCUUUAGAAAACUGACUUUAGAAGAAGGAGACAGACAUGGAACAUCAGCUGCUGUGUUGUGAAGUGGAAACCAUCAGAAGAGCCUAUCUAGAUGCCAACCUACUAAAUGACAGGGUUCUGCAGACAAUGCUGAAGGCAGAGGAGACCUGCUCGCCCUCUGUAUCCUACUUCAAGUGCGUGCAGAAGGAAAUCUUGCCAUAUAUGAGGAAAAUAGUUGCCACUUGGAUGCUGGAGGUUUGCGAGGAGCAGAAAUGUGAAGAGGAAGUUUUCCCCUUGGCUAUGAAUUAUUUGGACAGAUUUUUGUCGUUUGAACCCCUGAAGAAAAACCGAUUGCAACUUUUGGGAGCUACCUGCAUGUUUGUGGCUUCAAAAAUGAAGGAAACUAUUCCUCUAACCGCAGAAAAACUGUGCAUUUACACCGAUAACUCCAUUAGACCCGACGAAUUACUGCAAAUGGAGCUGUUUCUGGUGAAUAAGCUGAAAUGGAAUCUGGCCGCAAUGACCCCUCAUGAUUUCAUUGAACAUUUCCUUUCUAAAAUGCCUGUUGCUGAGGACACCAAGCAAAUCAUCCGUAAACAUGCCCAGACUUUUGUGGCUCUAUGCGCUACAGAUGUUAAGUUUAUUUCAAACCCACCUUCCAUGAUCGCAGCUGGGAGUGUGGUAGCAGCUGUGCAAGGCCUUCACCUGGGAAACACUAACACUUUCCUCUCCUAUCAAUAUCUCACACAUUUCCUAUCACAAGUUAUCAAAUGUGACCCGGAUUGUUUACGAGCUUGCCAAGAACAGAUUGAAUCCCUCCUUGAAUCCAGUCUACGCCAGGCACAGCAACACAACAUAUCUUCAGAAACAAAGACUGUUGAGGAUGAAGCAGACCUUUCCUGCACGCCCACCGAUGUGCGAGAUGUGAACAUUUAAGAGGACUUCUACAAAUCGGUUUGUUUGGCAAUGAGAGCAGACAAAGAAAGGGCAUCUGAGAAGGAAUCAGCAUCAGGAUCUCUCCCCCAGAAACCCUUUUCUCCAGGACAUUUUUAUACCAGAAGGGAAAGCUUCACUCUUGUUAUUUUUUUCCUUGCUCUUUCUCCCUUCCAUCUGUGACUUCAAACAAACAAAAAAUACCCCAAAACUGUCUUAAAAAAAAAAAAAGAAAAAUAAUAUUUGCAUGACCCCAAGGGGUUUGUGCUACAAAAAAUAGAGGAUUUUAUACAAUAAUCAACUAGUUUUAUGUUAAAGUGUUCUUGUCUGUAUGUUGUAAAAAUAGACAUUAACACACAAAAUGUCUCCAGGGGAGGUAUUAGAUUUGAUUUCUUACAUAUAAAACAAACAAAACCAACCAACGAACCAUUUUUAAAGUAGAAGAGGGUUUUUUAAAAUAGAAAAUGACAUAUUCUUUUUGUUUUUUUCCUAUAAAAAGCAUAGCUUUAACGCAGUUCUAGGCUUUUCUGUAUCUUGCUUGCUUAUGCAUUUAGUCACUUUAUAAUUCAUCUGUAAAUGUUUAUUUUAUUUUCUUAGGUUUUUAUCCUCUUCACCUUAUAAAUGGUUAACGUAACCCAUAAGUUAGUGUAUUUUAGUAUACCGCAUUAUUAUAUGUUAAUCUUUUGUACCUGUGGAUUGCCUGUGCAUAAGGCUUUUGUAGGGUUCCAGCUUAGCAUUGUCGGGGAAGGGCCAAUGUACUACUCAUACGAUACUCUAUUAUAAAGAGAAACCGAAAUAUUGACAUAAUAUAUUAUAUUUUUGUAAUCUUCAUAUUUUUGUAGUUACCUGUGUAUAAAAUGCUGGUCUGACCCAACAGAUAUUCAGCCUCAUUAUGGUCAGGUUCAAUCCACAGCCUAGUCUUUUUUUUUUUUUUUUUAAAUAUUCUAAAACCAUUCCAUUCAAAGCACUUUCAAUCCAUUAGAUAUAGGAAAUACGUUCUUUUAUUGUGGGAAUUUUUUUUUUAAAUGGAAUGGUUUGGAAAUAUAUAAGUGCUUGUGCGCAAACUUUGAAUUGCAAAGCAAGUGCAUUUAACUAUGGUGUUAGAGGAAAGGUGAUUUUUUUUCAAAGGUUGUGUUUCAGUGAGAGAAAUUGCAUUCACAAAUUGCCAGGAUAUCUUCCUAUCCUUUUCUAUGGAAAAGUUGAAGUUUAGAAAUCCUUUGAUGCCAACUCAUGUUUGUAAAUUAGGGGCCUUAAAGGUUCACGUAUAGGACACAUAGUUUAAGGAUUGUCUCUAGAUGUUUUACAACUGAAGGUUUUUAAACACUAAAAUAUAUAAUUUAUAGUUAAGGCAAAAAGAAUAUUUAUUGCAGAGGAUGUUCAUAAGGCCAGUAUGAUUUGUAAAAUAAUGCAAUCGCCCCUUGAUUUAAAAAAAAAAAUCUUUCUAUCCUUGAUGUUGCAGUUUUAACACAGCUUAUUAAAGAAAAAAAAAGACACUCUUUUCAAAAACAGUGUAUUUGGCCCCUUCUUAGACAUUUCCAAAAACUAUCUAACCAUGAGAAACGCCAUAGUUAAAAAAGAAUAGAUUUGGUGUACUUGAAAGGAGUUCUUAUUCCAAUAUAUCCCCCCAUUGUUUUUUUUUUUAUUUAGCUACAAAUAGAAAAUUUGCACAUCUUGGCUAUGUAUCUUUUUAUUAUUAUUUUAGAAAGUAGCUGAAGGGACGUGGACAUAGCUGUUGAAGUUGAUGCUCGAGGAGAAUGUGAUGGUGAAAUGUAUGUGAGAAAACUGCCGCUAAGGUGUUGAUUGUAAAAAAAUUUAAAAAAGAAAAGAAAGGAAAAAAAGAAAAAAAAGGAGUGGAUGCUCCAUUUUUAUUGAGCUGCUAUGGAUAAAUUCCCAGCAUGGUUUGAAAAAAAAUUAACAUUGCUUUCUGUAUCUUUGUCAUUGUGUUUUGCUGCUAUUUUAUGGAUCAGUUUUUUUUGUUUUUGUUUUUUGUUGUUAUACAAUGUCAUAUACUGCCAUGUUAUAGGUUUUAAUUUUCUCAUAGAAAAUUAUAUUAUUGACAUCAUUUUUUGUAGAUUUUUAUGUGAUCAAUUUUUACUUAAUGUGAUUAUUACUGCUCUAUUCCAAAAAGGUUCCUGUUUCACAAUACCUCAUACUUCAGUUAACCAUGUUUAGACCAGGUUUUAAUGUUCGUUCACAGUGCCUCAUAGUUCUACUGCAAACUGAAAUGCAUUGAACAUUAUGCUGAAUGGGUCUCGCGAUUCGCAACUAGGUUGCAUUAAUUUAAAAACGACAGACAUUUCAGAAGAUCAAGUAAUGUCAGUUUUUUGUUAUGCGUUUUAUAAAGCUGGAUUCUUUGUCUGAUCUGGGGUUUAUUAUCAUAGUAGUUUUAAGAUGUGUUAUUAGCCACAUUGAUAUAUGAAAGGUGCAUUAUAAUAUAACUCUUAUAUGCCACUUGGUGUUGUUUCCCAUCAGCUGGGACUCAUCAUUUGGUGUGAUAGGUUAUCUUCUGGAACUCUUAAGUAUUUUGUGUGUUUAAUCUGUUAUAAUAUACUAGGGGGUUUUGUUUUGUUUUUUUGUUAAUUAUAGCAUAAUGCUAAUUUAAAAAAGCCUGUAAAUCUCAUAAAUAAGCCAGCUAACAGAGUUGUAUGCUGAAGAAUAAUCUAGCUGUUGCCUGUAUGCUGCUAAACCAAAACAGAAUUAGAACUCAUUUUGAGGGCAAAUGCAGUUAAGAUCCUACAUAGUGUAUAAAUAAAGCAUUGCAAUGCUACUAGCAGUCGCAGGACCCAGGAGGACUGGAUACAUUCUGUCCAAAUUUCAGGAACAUUUCUUACUGCUUACCUCAUGAACACUUCUGUUUGUGGCAUCUCUGUGUCUCUGAACCAAACAUGAUUAUUGCAUUAGUGGUUGUUGGUUAUAUGUGUUACACUGAGUGGCAGUGCAUACUGCAGAUUUCUUUAAAUAUGUAUGUACUCAAAGGCCAAAUCCUGAUAAACAGGUUCAUGUGCCAACAGAGAUGCUUUAUUUGUCACAUUAUUAUAACAAUCUAUAGUAAGCAAGCAAUUCAGAUUUGUACAUUUUUUUAUAUUGUACUUAUUGGCAUCACUGGUCUGAAAUGCACAUUUUCACCAACAGACCUGUAACAGACAAGUUUCCAGCAAAAGAACUAAAGUCUAGAAAUAAAAUUUGUAAAACCCAAUGCCUGUGUGCUGUGUUUUUUAGUAGCUUCAUGAAUGUAAAAUUGCAGUUUAACAGCAUACAGCAGUUUUCAAUCAACUGGAAUCUGAUGUAGUGGGCAAACCACGUGGCAUUUUCUUGUGUUGACACUCCAUCCUUUAAAGUUUACAGUGUUUAAAUAAUUCAUUCUUCAACAUCUCUAGGAAGUGACAGGUAUUUUGGCAUUGGGUCAGUCAGCACAAAUUCAUAGAGAUGUAUAUAUUAAAUGUCACUCUUUUUUUUUUCCUGGCCUAAAGAUUUUCUUUUAUGCCUCCGUCUCAACUAACCAGCAGUUUGGUAGAUAUUUUCAAUAAUAAGUAAAAUAAAUUAGGAUUUUGAUGCUACAAAAUUAUUUCUAGCUUUCAAGUUUACCAGAGUAAUGGAAAUGUCCCCUUUAGAUAAUGACUAGUGUGUUUCCAAGACAGUAGUGUUAGAUUUUUAUUUCCCACCUGCCUCCAUUGUGUAUUACUGCUGUUAGUUCAAAUAAAGUAGUAGGGUAUAAAAGGUAAAAAUACAUAUUUUUGUUUGCAGAGCUUAACACUAGUAAAGGGCAAUAUACAAAAUAGGAAAAGAAUUGAACUAGGCUUGAAAAAAUAACGCUGGUAAAUAUGUGCUGGAUCAUUUAGCAAGUUAAGUGUGUGUGUGUGUACAUCCAAUGUAUUGUUUAUAUAUAUGAAUACCAAACUAAAAUUAGGUUGAAUUAUAUAUGAUCAUUUCCCAAUCUGAAGUCCUAAAGGAGAGUUCUUUUUAUCCCAAAUCUGUGUUUUGAAAAUUGGGGAAGUUAUUUCUCACUAGCUACAUCAGUCAAAGGAUCCAGACUAAAAGCAGAGGUACAUUUUCCCCCAUCCCAUCAUGAAAACUUCUAGAGCCUGACUCAUAAGUUUCCUGGGCAACUGGCAUCAGUGCCAAUUAGACUUAAUAGCACACUACAGGUUUCAUGCAAAAACUACACCAAAACUUUUAAGAGGUGUAAGAAGGUUGUCAUCUAAUCUGGUAACCUGUUGCAAAAUGAUUUGGUCACACUGCAGUUACCCAAUGCACUGGUAUCCCCAUCACAAAAAUUGUUACAAGUAUCACUAGUUGGUUGCCUUACUGACUCCCCUUACAGAGGAGAGACUGAAUUAUGUGGUCUACACUAGCACUUUCCUCUAGAAAGAGUCCCUCCUUUGAAGGAUUAAGGCAUGCUGAUGGGUUGAUGGGGGGAUAUUUGCAUGAUGGAAGAAGAGAAGACCUAAGCUAAAUUCAGAAUGAGUUUAAAUAGGUCUGAAGGAAUCUAAACUAAUGGUGGUCAAACAGUACCUAUUUUUUUUCACAGGAUUUUUUUUUAUCCUAACUUAAUUUACACCACUUACAUUCUCACUACUUAGAAAAUAAGAUACUAAGUACAUUUUAGACUCCCUUACACACAUCAGCAAGUGGGUGUAAAUGGAUCUAGGUGUCUAGCUGAGUGGGAAGGAGUUAAUUUAUAGCACCUUCUACAUUAAAUCUGAAUUUGGUUUAAUAUCUAUCAAUCUACACUUAAAUGCACAGACACUAUUAAAAAGCACCUAUUGUUAAACAGCAACUAUUAAAGUUAAACAUUUUUAAAAUUGCAGGACCAGAUAGCUUGCAUCCAAGAGUAUUAAAAGAAUUGGCCCAGGAGCUCUCCAAACCAGUAAUGUUGGGUUUUAACAGAUCUUGGAACACCAGGGACAUUUCAGAGGACAGGAAAAAAAUUCAUGCCACAAAAGGAGUAAAAGGAGUAAAUGAGUAACUAUAGGCUGAUUAGUCUGACAUCAAACCCUGGCAAAAACAUGGAAAGGAAGGUCUGGGAUACAAUGAGUAAAGAAUGAAAGGACUGCAGUGUAAAUUAAUGCCAAUCACUGGUUUAUGGAAAGUAGGUUUUGUCAGAUGAACGUGUCAUUUUUUUUUAUUAGAUCACAAGACUGGUUGAUAAAGCUGAUCGUGUUGACAUAAUAUACUUAGAUU